AUGAAUGACGACAUAGCCGUUGUAGGACUCUCCUUCAAGCUUCCCCAAGAUGUCAAUGACAUCUCCAGCUUUUGGGAGGUCCUCGAGAACCGGAAAAAUCUCAUGACCGACUGGCCCGAAUCACGUAUCAAGAAUGGUUCGCAUGAGGCUAGCGGCGAGAACAAGAUCCAUUGCCGGGGAGGACAUUUCAUAACGGAAGACCCAGGAGCAUUUGAUGCCCCGUUUUUCUCUGUUACCGCAAAGGAGGCGGCUUCUAUGGACCCCAUGCAAAGAUGGACUCUUGAAGCAUCUUAUCACGCUUUUGAAAAUGCCGGAAUACCAGUCGACCAACUCAGGGGUUCACGCUGUGGAGUGUUUUCUGCCUCUAUGACAGAUGACUACAAGCGGAUGGUUGCGCAAGACCCCGAUAACGUACCUCGUCUAGCAGUAACGGGAACAUUCGCCUCUAUUCUACCUAACCGUGUCAGCUGGUACUUCGACUUACACGGCCCAAGUAUCCACGUAGACUCAGCAUGCUCAAGCAGCUUGCUCGCCCUUGACCUUGCUUGCCAGGCAUUGCACACUGGAGAAGCAUCGUCUGCUAUCGUUACCGGAUCCAACCUGAUCCUAGGACCUACGAUAUAUCAACUGCUGUCAUCGUUGAACUUCUUGUCUGCUGAUAGCAAAUGCUAUAGUUUCGACCACCGUGCAAAUGGUUACGCUCGCGGAGAAGGUGUCGUCGCCCUCGUUAUCAAGCCCCUGUCAGACGCUGUGCGCGAUGGGGACAUGAUCAGAGCAGUGAUCAGAUCUACGAGCUCAAACCAAGAUGGCCACACACCCGGGCUGACACAGCCAAGUCCUCAAGCACAGGAAGACUUGAUUCGACAAGUCUACAAGAAGGCAAACUUACCUCUCGAUGUGACCCGUUACUUCGAGGCACAUGGAACUGGAACGCCGGUUGGUGAUCCGAUAGAGAUGAAAGCCAUAGGUAGGGUUUUUAGGACGAGUCGUUCGGCAGAAGAUCCCCUCUAUGUCGGCUCCGUAAAAACAAAUAUCGGCCAUCUUGAAGGAAGUAGCGGUUUGGCUGGCGUCGUCAAGUCUAUAUUGAUACUUGAAAAGGGUAUCAUCCCAGCUAAUGCAAAUUUUGAGAAGGUGAACCCUAAGCUUGACGUGGACUUCUACAAUACCAGAAUCCCAAGUGAGAAUGUUCCAUGGCCAUGUGAAGGCCUACGUCGUGCAUCAGUAAACUCAUUCGGAUUUGGUGGCACAAACGUGCAUGUCAUUCUGGAUGACGCAUUCCACUACCUACAAGAACGGGGACUGACCGGAAAUCACUGCACUACUGUCCUGAAGAAGACGAAUGGCUUGUCUAUCUCUAAUGGGACUCACAACACUAAUGGCUCCUCUCAUACCAAUGGAAAUUCUAAUUCGAAUGGGAAUGGCCAUACUAAUGGACAUACUAACGGCCACGUUCAGUCGAAUGGAGCAACUAAGACAAAUGGAGACUCCAACGGAACAGCUCAAGCGACUAAUGGGGGCUCCAACGGUAAUGGCAACACAGUCGCCCAGAAAAACGGACACCAUCAAGAAUCUACGUCGAAACUACUGGUUUGGUCUGCAGCAGACGAGAAGGCUCUCAAGCGUGUGAUCGAGGGGUAUCAGAGCUUCUACAAGGAGCAGGUUCUACCGGCACCAACCAAACUCGAUGAUCUAGCAUACACGUUAGCCACCAGAAGAAGCCACAUGCUAUGGCGAGCAUUCGCGAUUGUCCCCAGCGGAUCUCAAACUCAGGAAUCAAGCCUUCCAGUCGUUAAGCCAAUCCGAAGUUCGACAGAGGCCGGUAUAGCCUUCGUGUUCACGGGCCAGGGAGCGCAAUACGCGAAGAUGGGCGCAGACCUUCUCGAAUACCCGCUUUUCGAGACCACGCUACGACGGAUUGACGAGAUAUACACUAUCCUGGGAUGCACAUGGUCGAUAUUCGAUGAACUCUACAACAAGGAGAAUAUUGAUCGCCCCGAAUACAGCCAGCCCCUUUCAACGGCCGUUCAGAUUGGGUUGAUUGAACUGCUAAGAAGCUUUGGGGUCGUUCCAAAGGCUGUUGUGGGCCACUCAUCGGGAGAAAUUGCAGCAGCCUAUUCAAUCGGUGCACUAUCACUCCUAGCGGCUUGUAAGAUAUCCUACUUCAGGGGGCAGCUGGCUGCCAAGCUCAGGGCUUCCAGCGAAACCCCUGAGGCCAUGAUGUCUGUGAAUCUUGCAGAGGAAGAGGUCAAGGGAUACUUAGAAAACAUCAGUGCCAACGUCGCGGCCAAGAUCAAUGUCGCUUGCAUCAACAGCCCACUUAACUGCACACUCUCCGGUGACGAGGGCGCCAUUGACAUCGCCAAGGAGCAGCUCGAUAAGGAUGGCAUCUUCGCCCAAAAACUCAAGACGGGCGUGGCGUACCACUCGCCCUCCAUGAAAAAGAUCGCCGACGAGUACAAGACCCAAAUGGGCUCUCUUGAUGGCAGUGCCAGGUCAUCAAUCCCGAUGGUCUCAUCAGUUACGGGCCGACGGGUUCAGCCAGCGGCGCUAGCAACCCCCCAGUACUGGGUCGACAACAUGGUGUCGCCCGUCCGAUUCGCCGACGCCGUCCAUGUCCUCACGCAGAAAACUUCGACUCUAAAGGUAGGAAUGGGAGCGAUCACUGACCUUAUCGAGGUUGGACCCCAUCCGGCGCUGCGAAGACCAGUCCAGGAUACUUUGGCGAAGGCCGGAAAUAAGAAGCAGCAGAUUCGGUAUAGUUACGUGCUACACCGGUCCCACUCCGCGGUACAAACCACGUUGGAACUCCUUGGGCAACUAUUCUGCCACGGACACGCAGUUUCGGUGCCAGCAGGAAACCAGCAGACUUCUAGCCAAGGACCCCGUCGUUUCUUAGUCGACUGCCCCAAGUACCCCUUCGAUCACUCGAAGAUAUAUUGGGCCGAGUCUCGUCUAAGUCGCGACUUCAGGCUGCGCGAGUCUGUUAAGGGCGAGUCCUUAGGGGCUCGGUUCUUCGACUGGAACCCCCUCGAGCCCAGGUGGCGGAACUUCCUCAGCGUCGAGAGCACACCAUGGAUUGGCGACCACGUUAUCAGCGGCACUAUCCUUUUCCCGGCUGCUGGCAUGCUGGUCAUGGCGAUGGAAGCGGUGCGGGAGCAGUGCCCUGAAAACCGCACAAUCUCCGGCUACUUUGUCAAGGAGGCUAACUUCCUCAACCCUAUCGUUGUUAAAGAAGCGUGGGAGGACAGGACAGAAACCAUGCUGCACCUGCGGCCAGUCAAGAGACCCUAUGAGAAAGAAUCGACGUGGUCGGAUAUUUCGAUAUACGGAUACUAUGAUAACCGGUGGACCGAAUGCUUCAGUGCUAGCAUCCAGGUUGAAUACGAAGACGCCGCUCAAACUGACGUCCAGGCAGAGCGGCAGUUGGCUCAUACAAAGAUCUACAACCAGUUCGUCGAGACACAAAAAGCAUGCACUAGGCCAGUGGAUUCCCAAGUAUUUUAUGAGGAUGCUGCGGACUGCGGUCUCGGAUACGGAGAGGCGUUCCAAGUCGUCGAGAAUAUCCAAUGGGACGGUAAAUCGAACACUGUCGCCCGUGUUGAUAUGACCAAAUGGAAGACCACUAGCCUCGUUCACCCCGUGGUCCUAGACUCUGCUCUGCACGUUUUGCGAGUCAGCACCACCCUAGGACUUUCUUUGUCCAAUGCCACGAACGUUCCCGUUCGCUUGGUGGGUGGCUGGUUCUCCGCAUCUGGGUGGCAACAGCCCCAAACAUCUUCCGUUCGAUAUCUUGCCAAUGCAAACAUCAAGGGGGGCAAAGAAAGUGACCAUGGUGCCAUACACGCCGUGGCAGAUGAUGGAUCAGUCUUGUGCACGAUAAGAAAAUUCACGACUGCUGCCGUAUCCAGAAAGGCUGACAGCAACAAGAGUGCUAAGAAGCUAUUGCACAGCAUCGACUGGAAACCACAACUAAGCUUGCUGGAACCACAAUACCUAGGAGAUCUAGUCGACGCGAAUGUCUUCACUCGAGACGAGAACAUCAUGCUCAACCACCACCAGAAGCUGUGCUUUGUGCUAGACAAGGUCGCCGCCAAGACCCUCAAACUCCUUUCCGGCGAAAACCGCAACAAGGUCCCGGACUCCCAAAAGAAGCAGAUCGAAUGGCUCGAGCAGCACGUCUCCCUGCAGCCCAAGGAACGGGUAACCGACGACAUAAGCGAGAAGGAGCUCGAGGUCCUGCUCAAGGAGAUCGAAGCGAUCCACCCGCCGUGGAAGCUGCACACGACUGUCGUGCGCCAGCUCAUGAACAUUCUCACGGGCGAGAUCGACCCGCUCGAGGUCAUCUUCGACGCGAACCUCGCCGACGUGUUCUACGCGGACAUGUUCGCGCACGUGUGCGACGACCGGAUGGUCAAGUUCCUCGACCUCGCGACGCACGAGAACCCCGGGCUGCGCAUCCUCGAGGUCGGCGCCGGCACCGGCGGCUUCACGUCGCGGGUCCUGGCGGCGCUGAAGCAGCUCGAGCAGCAGAGUGGGGCGCUCAAGUUCGCGGAGUACACCUACACCGACGUGUCGCCCGCGUUCUUCGAGAAGGCCACGGCGAGGUGGCACGAGUUCAAGGAGCGCAUGACGUUCAAGACGUUCGAUAUGAAGCGCAGCGCGGCGAGCCAGGGCUUUGAGCCCGGAUCCUACGACUUGAUCAUUGCCGGAAGUGUGCUCCAUGCCACGGAGGAUCUACUGGCCACGAUGAGGAACGUGCGCACGACACUGAAGCCGACAGGCCACCUCUUGCUGCUGGAAGUUAUUGCGCCCCAUGAUGUUGUCACGAACUUCACGUUCGGCCUGGUGCCUGGAUGGUGGGGUCGUAGGGAAGAAUGGCGAGGCCUGUCGCCCGCGAUACCCGAGAAGCAGUGGGACGAUGUCUUGAAGUGGUCAGGGUUCCGCGGCAACGACCUUGUCCUGAGGGAUUACCAAAGCGAAGCUUGCCACAUCUUCAGUAUUAUCGUAUCGAAAGCCGCGGAAGUAGCCGAAGCCCCAGCUCCUGGGAAACCAGGGCUUGUUGUAGUGGUCGAUCAGCAGUCAGAGCAGCAGAACGAGCUGGCCAACUUGAUCCACUACACCAUUACGAAGUCGACUGACGGGCAGGCUCGGGUCGUUUCCCUCGAUCACUUUGCCACAGCAGAUUUCUCUGAGGACGACACGGUAAUCUGCAUUGCCGAGAUGGUCAGGCCGUUCCUCGCGACGCUGUCCAACGAGAAGUUCCAACUCCUCCAGGAAUUCCUGAAGCGAGUCAAGAACCUACUCUGGGUUACGCUGAGGAUCUUCAAGGACAGCAUGUACGCACAGUACGGCAUCAUGGACGGGUUCUUGCGCUCCAUCCGGCGCGAGGAGAGCGACAAGCACAUCGUCACGCUUGCCAUCGAGUCCCAGGAAGACACACAGGCAGGCUACGCGCAGUACAUCGCCAAAGCCCACAAAGCGGCCUUCGAGGCACAGACCGAGGAGCUGGAGUAUGUCAUCCGCAACGGUCUGCUGACCACUGGGAGAAUGGCGGAAGACGUUUCUGGAAACGAGCAGCUGCGAAGUCUGCUCUACCCGCAGCUGCAGCAGAAGCCUAUCGCGAAGGGACCCGCGCUGAAGUUUUCCAUUGGCGAGGCUGGGGCUUUGGACUCGUUCCAGCUUGUAGAAGAUGUCGCCAGUCAGAAUGAUCUUCUUCCGCACGAAGUUGAGAUCGAGGCUAAGUCGUGGGGCGUCGACUCCCGAGACGUGCUCGCUGCACUGGGUCGUUUGGAAGAGAACGAAUUCGGAAUUGACUGCGCGGGUGUCGUGACGAGGGUGGGCCCUGACUGUGAUAGCGAUAUCAAGCUAGGAGACAGAGUCUGCAUGGUCUCCAUCGACUGCAUGCGAACGCAUCCUCGCGCCUUAGACCAUGCGGUACAUAAGAUCCCCGACAAUCUGUCCUUCGAGGCUGCGGCUUCGGUUCUAGUCCCUGGCAUGACGGCUUUCUAUUCCCUGAUCGAAAUCGCCCGCGUUCGCAGCGAUGACAAGGUGUUGAUUCACUCGGCUGCUGACAGCACAGGCCAAAUGGCGCUCUGGAUCGCGAAGAUGCGAGGUGCUGAAGUAUUCGCGACUGUUGGGUCUGACGAGAAGAGGCAAUUCCUCACGGACACCUUUGGAAUCCCCAGCGACCAUAUCUUCAGCAGCAAAAACACCUCGUUUGCUCAAGGCAUACUCCGUGUUACUAACGGGUACGGCAUCGAUGUGGUCAUGAACUCUCUGUCGGGAGACAGUCUGCGUGCAACUUGGGAGUGCAUGGCUCCCUUCGGGCGUUUUGUGGAACUCGGCGUCGAUGACAUCAAGGCCAAUUCGUCCCUACCCAUGGCCGGCUUUGCCAGAAAUGUCAGCUACGCAUCUGUCGACUUGCGAUAUGUUAUCCUACAAAACCCACGCCUAACUGCCGAACUCCUGCAUUCCACAAUGACUCUGUUGGAUGCUGGUGCUAUUCAACAUCCUGCCCCGCUGCAAGCUUAUCCCGUAUCAAAGGCCGACCAGGCGUUCCGCUUCCUGCAGGAAGAGAAUAGUGUAGGCCGUGCCAUCAUCAACAUCGAACGCUCCGAUGUAGUCCCGCAACUGCUCCUGGAACGGCGACCUUGGACGUUCGAUUCAAAUGCGUCUUACAUCGUUGCCGGAGGAUCAGGUGGCCUUGGCCGUGCAAUCCUGGAAUGGAUGGUGGAUAGGGGUGCCAAGCACCUCAUCGUGCCAUCACGAUCCGGUGGCUCGAAAUCCGUUAUGGCUGAAGUCAUAUCCAAGCUGGCCAGACGCGACGUGAGUAUCGUAGCACCCGAAUGCGACGUAUCCUCGCCCGAGUCCCUCGGCAAGGUCCUCGAAGAAUGCUCCAUCACAAUGCCUCCGAUCAAGGGCUGCAUCAACGCCGCCAUGGUGCUCCAGGACGCCGUGUUCAACAACAUGACGUACGCGCAGUGGGAGCUCACGAUGAAGUCGAAGGUGCUCUCGUCCAUAAACCUGCACGAGCUGCUUCCCAAGAACCUCGACUUCUUCAUCCUCCUGUCUUCGCUCAACGGCGUCAACGGCGCCCUGGCACAGUCGAACUAUGCCGGCGGCUGCUCGUUCCAGGAUGCGCUCGCGCGCUACCGCGUCGCGCAUGGCUACAAGGGCACGUCGAUCGACAUCGGGUGGAUGCGCAACAUCGGCAUCGUGGCGGAGACACAGGCGUACCAGCGCCAGAGAAAAGAAUGGGACGACAUGCAGAAAAUUGACGGCAAGGAGCUGCUCGCGCUGCUGAGCGUGCAGUGCGACCCCUCAGAGCCGCUCCCCUCGCAAUCCGGCAGCCAGAUCCUGCUCGGCGUGCGCACGCCAGCGGACUUCCUCGUCAAGGGGCAAACCCCGCCGCCGAUGCUUACCAAGCCUCUAUACGCGCCAUUCUCACACGUAGUCGGCGAAGCCAAGGUGGCGUCCAAGGACGCGACCGUAGACCUGGCGGCGACAUUCAGGGAGGUGACGGACAGCGGCGAGCGGAUCCAGAUCGUGAUCAAAGCCCUGGCGCAGAAAUUGGCGCGCUCCAUGUCCAUCUCGCCCGACGACGUUGAGCUCAACAAGCCGCUUUCUAGUUACGGCGUUGACUCCUUGAUGGCGGUCGAGCUGCGCAACUGGAUAAGUAGAGACUUCCAGGCUAGCGUGGCUGUGUUCGACAUAAUGGGCAAUGUGCCGGUCUCGGCUAUAGGAGACCUGAUAGUGGCGAAGAGCACGGUUGGAAAGAGUCAAUAGGAGGUGGAGAAGGAGGUUAGAUAGGGGCAAUGUAUGGACUUAGAUGGACGGGUUUGGUUAUACCCAUUCAACGUUUUGGAAAUUUCACGUUUCGGAAGUUUCAUGGCCGAUCGUGGGGGUUGGAACUGGUUGGGUUGAAUUUUUCAUAGGUAGGCAAGGUUUGGAUAUUUUUCUUUUCUUUUCUUUUUUUCAACUUUGUUACCCAUAGUACCUAGGUAUCUAUAGCACGGAAAUGAGAUAUGAUGAUGAUUAUUAAGACCGUACCUAGUCUUCCUAGGUGAG
Molecule: messenger RNA, 8067 nt
Organism: Hypoxylon fragiforme
Lineage: Eukaryota; Fungi; Ascomycota; Sordariomycetes; Xylariales; Hypoxylaceae
Exons: 11
Coding region: 1-7785 (2594 amino acids)
Biological process (GO): fatty acid biosynthetic process; secondary metabolite biosynthetic process
Molecular function (GO): oxidoreductase activity; 3-oxoacyl-[acyl-carrier-protein] synthase activity; fatty acid synthase activity
Source: RefSeq, a predicted model, not a curated record